AUGCUCAAUACGAGUAACGUUGCACAUUCAAUACUUGCUGAAGAAGUUGACAAUUGCAAUAGUAAUAAUAAUAAUAACAAUAGUCUAUUGCUCAAUGAUCUAUCAUUUCAUAAUGAUGAUAUCAUCACAAAUGGAUCAUUACAUUAUGGAGUUUAUGAUACAACUGUGUUUGAUGUACUCAAAGUUGAUUCUGAAGAUUUUGCUUCACAAAUCACAUUAAUGGAUCUUCCAGCAUUUAAAGCUAUAACUCCCGAUGAAUUAAUAAGUUGUAAUUGGAGUUCAAAAGCUAAACUCGAAAAAGCCUUUCAUAUUGUUCAAUUUACACGUCGAUUUAAUCAAGUUAAUUUUUGGGUUCAAGGUGAACUUUUACGUGCUGAUAUACUUAAAAAUCGCAUUGAAAUCUUAUCACAUUUUGUUCGAGUUGCGAAAAAACUGUAUGAAUUCAAUAAUAUUAAUGCAUGUAUGGCUGUUGUUAUGGCUUUACAAAGUGCCCCUAUUUAUCGAUUACAAAGAACUUGGGCGGGUCUUAGUAAACGUGAUCGAACAACAUUUUCAAAUUUAAAAGAAUUUGUAUCAUCAAAUGAAAAUUGGAAACGAUUAAGACAUCAUUUAACAAACACAAAAUUACCAUGUAUUCCAUAUCUUGGCAUUUAUUUAACUGAUAUUAUCCGUAUUGAUACACUACAUCCACAUAGUGGUGGACUUGAAACAAAUCAACGUAAAAAUGCUAUGAAUAAUAUAUGUCGACUUAUAUCAGAAUUUCAACAAUCAACAUAUGAAUUUCUUAAACCAAUUGAAUGCGUACAAAAUUAUCUUGCAUCUGUACGUUAUAUGGAAGAAUUACAAACAUUUGUUGAAGAUCAAAAUUUUAAACAAUCAUUAACUAUUGAACCUGAUCAAAUAAAUACUGAUCAUAAUGAUUCACAUUAUGAUCGAACACCAAAAAAUUUAGAAAAAUCAGCAUCAUUUAAAAUUUCUCAUGUUGAUCAACAUUCAACAUGUUCACAUAGACGAACACUUAGUGAUUAUAAUCAUUCAAAUUGUUUAUCAUCAUCAAAUAAAUCUGCAACAUUACCUUGUAGAACACAUGAAAAGAAAAGUUUAUUAGAUGAUAGUGUACUUGCAGAUUGUAUGCAAGAAGAAACUCGAUCUAGUCUUUUAUUAUGUAAAGGUAUAGAUUCAAGUGAUUCAUGUGAAGAAGCAAUACGUAAAGCAAAAGAAUAUAUAAAGAACAGUGGAAAACAUCAUCAUAUAGCUCAGGGAAUGUCUGUUUCAUUAUCAUCAUUAUCAAUGAAAGAACCAUUAAAUCCACAUAAUGAUCCAUUAGUAACAUCUAAUUUUAAUUUUGAAGGUUCAUUACAACGUAAAUGUCUUUUAAAAAAUUAUAAAAAACCAACUAUAGCAAAAUGGAAAAAAUAUUGGGUUGCUAUAUGUGAACAUUUACUUUUUUUUCAUAAACAAAAACCUUUUAUAAUGACAUUACAUAUGCGUUUAAAUCGUACAAAUCGACAAACAGCAACAAAUAGUGAUAGUGAUAAUAUAUCUACAACACAAUCAGCUCCACCAUUGAUAAAUACAUCAUCAAAUCGAACAUUAAUUGAAUCUGAAAGAUUAUUUUAUAGACAAAAUCCAACUAAAUGUCAAUCAGUAUCUGAUUGGCUUAUUGUACUUAGUCAAACAAAAAAUCGAAAUGAAAUUCAAUUAAGUGAUUUAAAUAGAGGAUCAAUGUAUAAAUUUAAAUUUGAAAAUGCAGCUGUAGCAAAUAUAUGGUUUCAACGUUUGAAAGAAGCAUCAAUAUUUAAACAAAAUAGUGGUCGACGUUCAGAAAAUUUAAUUGCAUUAGAUUAA
Messenger RNA from Rotaria sp. Silwood2, 1848 nucleotides. Lineage: Eukaryota; Metazoa; Rotifera; Eurotatoria; Philodinida; Philodinidae. The record is from the annotation of a GenBank genome assembly.